AUGAUCAGAGGAGCAGAUGAGUGGGAAGUUGAAGAGAUUGUGAAAGAGCGAAACAUCAGCCAAGGAAAGCAGUAUUUGGUCAAAUGGAAGGGAUGGCCGCAUAGCAAGAAUACUUGGGAACCAUCACGUCAUCUUACCCAUGUGAAGAAGGUCCUGAAGGCUUGGCAAAGGAAACAAUCCAACCCAGACACACACAUUCACCUCCUGCCAACACUUGAAGCUGGACAUUGGGACUACCUCAUCCAUUGCUACAAACCCAAAGACAAGCAGUUUCCAUAUCCCCAACAACUCUUUGACCCUAACAAAAAUGUCUUCAUGCCCAUUGGCUCAGUCGAUGAGGACAUCAACCCUAGAGAGGGGGUAAUGUUAUAA
Messenger RNA from Mycena citricolor, 372 nucleotides. NCBI's taxonomy places the organism in Eukaryota, Fungi, Basidiomycota, Agaricomycetes, Agaricales, Mycenaceae. The record is from the annotation of a GenBank genome assembly.